CUCGACCAAGUAAUCCUAAUCUUCCGCUACCUGAACGACAAGGACGUAUUUGAGGCAUACUAUAAGCAGCACCUUGCCAAGCGCCUCCUCCAUGCUCGCUCGAUGCCGUCUGACGCUGAGCGGUCUAUGCUAGCCAAACUCAAGAGCGAGUGUGGAUACCAAUUUACUACUAAACUCGAGGGUAUGUUCACUGACAUACGAUUUUCUAAGGACGCGAUGGACAAUCCCGGGUCCGAGGUACACGCCGUUGUGCGACCGACGAUCCUCGCCGUGGAUUUGGAUGUCACAACGCUCACGGCUGGCUACUGGCCCAUGCAGGCCACGAACACUUGUCGCCUCCCCGCAGCGGCACAGGCAGUAUGCGAGCCCUUCGAAAGCUUUUACCUAAAACAGCACACGGGCCGUAAGCUCACGUGGCUUACGAGCACUGGCUCCGCUGAAAUCCGCGCGACUUUCAGCCAGGCUGCCAAGCACGAACUCACAGUCUCGACAUACAUGAUGUGCAUCUUAGUACUCUUCAAUGACUUGGACCAUGGUGCGGAAAUUACCUUUGCGGCACUCGCCGCUCAGACUCAAAUCCCACGGAAUGAGCUCAAGCGCCACGUCGUCUCUCUCUGCACGCCGAAGCAUCGCGUCCUUCUCAAGAAGUCGAAGGGCAAGGGAGUCUCCGACGACGACGCUUUCAAGGUCAACAUCAAAUAUUCUUCUAAGCUGAAACGUGUCCGUGUGCCCCUUGUUGCCAUGAAGGAAGCUGGCGCGCACCCAGACUCGUCGGACAAGGUCCCCGCCGCUGUAGAAGAGGACCGACGCCACCUUUGCGAGGCAACUGUCGUGCGCAUAAUGAAAGCUCGUAAGCAUGCCAAGCACAAUGAUCUCAUCGCGGAGGUGACUCGCCAACUCAGCCAGCGCUUCUUCCCUCAACCUCAGUUUAUAAAAAAAUGCAUCGAGUCUCUCCUUGAGCGUGAGUAUCUCGAGCGCGACGCCAGCGACUCAAAAAUGUACAUCUAUAUGGCUUAAAAGCACACUGUCUUCGAUUGCCUCUUCGCAGUCUCCAGGACCCAAAGGAGGUGCCCUUCGACUGCGACCGCGACUGUCAGCCUGUCGAGCGAGCCUGUCGUAGCUGCGUAGAGUCGGAAGUAUGGUGACGUAAAACGGACAUUCAUGAGAAACCGAAGGGAACUCCAACGCGGGAAAUUCGACGCGUUCUACUAGUCCUAAGACCGACAGAGUACUAACACAGCGCCUAUUUCUUGUUGGUCCGUUUUGCGAAUCCACCCCUGCUCAUGAAGAGAACGACCACAUACUUGACCUAGAAAGUUAGGAUAGUUUACUACCUGGCAGUCACUCCUUCAGUUCGCUGCCUAUAAGACUUGAAACUGG
Messenger RNA from Aureococcus anophagefferens, 1380 nucleotides. RefSeq lists its product as hypothetical. The record is from RefSeq and is a predicted model, not a curated record. NCBI's taxonomy places the organism in Eukaryota, Pelagophyceae, Pelagomonadales, Pelagomonadaceae. The transcript has 4 exons. Gene Ontology annotation, biological process: ubiquitin-dependent protein catabolic process; protein ubiquitination. Gene Ontology annotation, cellular component: cullin-RING ubiquitin ligase complex. Gene Ontology annotation, molecular function: ubiquitin protein ligase binding. The coding region runs from base 103 to 1017 and encodes 304 amino acids.